This is a messenger RNA of Lampris incognitus (smalleye Pacific opah), 4605 nucleotides long. It is a transcript of the gene adgrb3, whose product is annotated as adhesion G protein-coupled receptor B3. The coding region runs from base 1 to 4605 and encodes 1534 amino acids. Gene Ontology annotation, molecular function: G protein-coupled receptor activity. The transcript is spliced from 30 exons. Gene Ontology annotation, biological process: negative regulation of angiogenesis; neuron remodeling; cell surface receptor signaling pathway. Gene Ontology annotation, cellular component: synaptic cleft; postsynapse; plasma membrane. NCBI's taxonomy places the organism in Eukaryota, Metazoa, Chordata, Actinopteri, Lampriformes, Lampridae. The record is from RefSeq and is a predicted model, not a curated record.
AUGAAGGCUGUUCGUAACCUGUUGAUUUAUAUAUUUUCCACCUAUCUUCUGGUUAUGUUUGGAUUAACUGGUGCCCAAGAUUACUGGUGUUCGACCCUGGUGAAGGGGGUCAUUUACGGAUCGUAUUCGGUGACGGAGAUGUUUCCCAAGAACUACACGAACUGUACGUGGACGCUGGAGAACCCAGACCCUACCAAAUACAGCAUCUACCUGAAACUGUACAAGCGAGACUUGAGCUGCUCUGAAUAUUCCCUGCUCGCUUACCAGUUCGACCACUUCUCGCACGAGAAGAUCAACGAGCUGCUGAAAGUCAACGAGUCCAUAGUGUACCUGUGCGACUCCAAGAAUAUCUAUGUCUUUUUGCUGUACGACAAGAAUUUCGUCCAAGUACGGAGGGUUUUCCCCUACGACUACAACGGAUUGACUCCGCAGAAGCUGGAUGAGGAGGAGAAGUCGGUGGUGGAGUUCCUGGUGCUGAACAAGGCCAGCCCCAGCCAGUUCGGCUGCCAGGUGCUCUGUACCUGGCUGGAGAACUGCCUGAAGUCAGAGAAAGGGACGGUGGAGACGUGCGGGAUCGUGUACACGAAAUGCACCUGUCCCCAGCAUCUGGGCGACGGGGAAUCGGAGAGCAUGCUCAUGCUCAACAAUGUGGUGUUACCCCUAAACCCCCAGACGGAGGGGUGCCUGUCUCCCCAGCUCCAGGCUGGGCAGGUCUGCAACCUGAGCGCAGAAGUGAAGAGACCUCCUAAAGAAGAAUAUGGAAUGAUGGGAGAGCAUACUGUAAAAAGUCAGCGGCCAAGAUCAGUUCUUGACACAAAGGCCCUGCAGGAGCAAGCCGAAUCUGCUAAAUUUAUGGCACAAACUGGUGAAUCAGGUGCAGAGGAGUGGUCCCAGUGGAGCUCAUGCUCCGUAACAUGCGGUCAAGGGUCGCAGGUGCGAACGAGAACAUGUGUCUCACCAUACGGAACACACUGCAGCGGCCCUUUAAGAGAAUCAAGGGUUUGCAAUAACACAGCCCCUUGUCCAGUACAUGGUGUCUGGGAAGAGUGGUCCCCGUGGAGUCUGUGCUCAUUUACAUGUGGCCGUGGGCAUCGUACUAGGACGAGGAUGUGUGCACCGCCCUUACAUGGAGGCAGGGCCUGUGAUGGACCCGAGACGCAGAGCAAACUCUGCAACAUUGCCCUCUGCCCAGUGGACGGGCAGUGGCAGGAGUGGAGCUCUUGGAGCGAUUGCUCGGUGACCUGUGCCAAUGGCACUCAGCACAGGACCAGGCAGUGCUCCGCGGCGGCCCACGGGGGAUCGGAGUGCCGCGGUCACUGGGCAGAGACCAGAGAGUGCUAUAAUCCUGACUGUACAGCUAACGGGCAGUGGAAUCCGUGGGGUCCCUGGAGCGGCUGCUCGAAGUCCUGCGACGGCGGCUGGCAGAGGCGGGCCCGGGUGUGCCAGGGAGCGGCGGUCACUGGGCAAAAGUGCGAGGGCACGGGCGAAGAAGUCCGCAAGUGCAGUGACCAGCGCUGCCCAGCUCCUUAUGAGAUUUGUCCAGAGGAUUACGCAGUGUCCAUGGUGUGGAGACGGACGCCUUCAGGGGAACUGGCCUUCAACAGAUGUCCGCCAAAUGCCACUGGCACCACCAGUCGACGCUGCUCUUUGGAUCACCGUGGUGUGGCCUUCUGGGAGCAGCCCAGCUAUGCCCGAUGCAUAACAAAUGAAUUCAGAUACUUGCAGCAAUCAGUUCAGGGCCACCUCGUCAAGGGUCAGAGGAUGCUGGCGGGAGACGGCAUGUCCCAGGUCACCAAGAAACUGCUGGACCUCACCCAGAGGAGGAACUUCUACGCCGGGGACCUGCUGUCCUCCGUGGAGAUCCUCCGCAAUGUGACGGAGACCUUCAAGAGGGCCAGCUACGAGCCGUCCUCGGACGACGUGCAGAACUUCUUUCAAAUCAUCAGCAAUCUCUUGGAGGAGGAAAAUAGGGAGAAAUGGGAAGAUGCACAACAGAUCUACCCGGGUGCAGUGGAGCUCAUGCAGGUCAUAGAGGAAUUCAUCCACAUCGUUGGCUUGGGCAUGAAGGAUUUCCACAACGCCUAUUUGAUGACCGGGAACUUGGUGGCCAGCAUCCAGAGACUCCCAGCCGUGGCGGUCAUGACCGACAUCAACUUCCCGAUGAAGGGUCGUAAAGGCAUGGUGGACUGGGCCAGGAACUCAGAAGACAAAGUGGUGAUCCCCAAGGGCCUCUUCGUUCCCCAGUCAGCAGAUUUGGAGGGAUCGCCCGUCUUCAUCCUGGGGACAGUCCUUUACAAGACCCUUGGACUCAUGCUACCUUCACCAAAGAACCACACCGUCGUCAACUCCAAGGUCAUUGCCGUUACAGUGAGACCAGAGCCCAAGGUGACCGAGUCCCACUUGGAGAUCGAGUUGGCUCACCUGGCGAACGGAACGCUGAACCCGUACUGCGCUCUGUGGGACAGCAACGUCAUGAACGACUCCUGGGGAACCUGGUCCUCCAAAGGAUGCAAGACGGUGCUCACAGAUGCAUCCCAUACAAAAUGCUUAUGUGAUCGUGUAUCCACCUUCGCCAUUUUGGCUCAGCAACCAAGAGAAAUAACCAUGGAGUACUCAGGGGUCCCAUCUGUGACAUUGAUAGUUGGCUGUGGUCUAUCAUGCCUCGCUUUGAUCACACUGGCAGUGGUCUAUGCUGUGUUAUGGAGAUAUAUUCGGUCUGAGCGGUCUAUCAUCUUAAUCAACUUCUGCCUGUCCAUAAUCUGCUCAAACAUAUUGAUCCUUGUUGGGCAAACACAGACCCACAAUGCGGGCGUCUGUACCAUGACGACAGCCUUUCUCCACUUCUUCUUCCUGGCGUCAUUCUGCUGGGUCCUUACAGAGGCUUGGCAGUCCUAUAUGGCAGUGACAGGGAAGGUUCGGACCAGGCUCAUCCGCAAACGCUUUCUCUGUCUGGGAUGGGGGUUGCCAGCCUUAGUGGUUGCCGUUUCAAUGGGAUUCACCAAAGCUAAAGGCUACGGGACACCUCAGUAUUGCUGGCUCUCUCUCGAAGGCGGGCUCCUGUAUGCUUUUGUUGGACCUGCCGCUGCGGUGGUUCUGGUCAACAUGGUGAUCGGCAUCCUGGUCUUUAAUAAACUGGUGUCCAGAGACGGCAUACUGGAGAAGAAGCUGAAGCAUCGCGCAGGACAGAUGAGUGAGCCGCAUACAGGAUUAACUCUCAAGUGUGCCAAAUGUGGUGUUGUAUCAACAACUGCUUUAUCAGCAACUACAGCUAGCAAUGCCAUGGCGUCUUUGUGGAGUUCCUGUGUUGUCCUACCUCUGCUGGCGUUGACCUGGAUGUCUGCGGUGCUCGCGAUGACAGACAAGCGCUCCAUCCUCUUCCAGAUCCUCUUUGCCGUCUUUGACUCACUGCAGGGCUUCGUCAUUGUGAUGGUGCACUGUAUCCUAAGGAGAGAGGUGCAAGAUGCUUUCAGAUGUCGGCUCCGAAACUGCCAAGACCCGAUCAGUGCUGACGCGACAGGAACCUUCCCUAAUGGGCAUGCUCAGAUCAUGACGGACUUUGAGAAAGACGUGGACAUCGCCUGUCGAUCAGCUCUUCACAAAGACAUGGGCUCUUGUCGUGCCGCCACCAUCACAGGCACCCUCUCCCGCAUUUCCCUCAACGAUGAGGAGGAUGAGAAGGCCCCUGAGGGCCUUAACUACUCCACGUUGCCUGGCAACAUCAUCUCCAAAGUAAUCAUCCAGCAGCCUUCGGCCCUGCACAUGCCGAUGGGAGUGGGUGAGCUGGGAGAGCCGUGCAUGGCUGACAGCAACGCUGACAUGCGCCGCACCGUUUACCUGUGCACCGACGACGCCAUGCGCCAGAGCGACCAAGACAUGGGCGGCCACGACAUGGAGGGUCACUCGGCGCAGGGCCAGAUGAUGGAGACAGACUACAUAGUCAUGCCCCGGGCCUCCGCGGCAGGGACAAUGGUGUCAGGGGCGGGUAACAUGGCCGCCCUCCUGAAAGAGGACAGCAAGAUGAACAUCACUAUGGAUACGCUGCCGCAUGAAAGGCUGAUGCAUUACAAGAUGAGCCCUGACUUCAACAUCAGCCCGUCAGGCUUGGACCACAUGAACGUGAACCUGGAGCAGCAGUACCCUAGUGCUCCUGAGCACAUGCAGAACCUGCCCUUUGAACCCCGCACCGCUGUUAAGAACUUCCUGGCUGAAAUGGAGGAGGGCACAGGGCUUUCACGGAGUGAGACAGGGUCAACAAUAUCUAUGAGCUCCUUGGAGAGGAGAAAGUCGCGGUACUCCGACCUGGACUUUGAGAAAGUCAUGCACACCAGGAAAAGACACAUGGAGCUGUUCCAGGAACUGAAUCAGAAAUUUCAAACCCUGGACCGAUUUCGAGACAUACCAAAUAUGGGCAGCAUGGACAAGGCGAUGCCAAACAAGAACCCGUGGGAGAGCUACAACCCAGCCUGUGAGUACCAGAAUUACACCACAAUGAAUGUACUAGAAUCCGACACCAAGGACUCGCUGGAGAUGACACCCGCCGAGUGGGAGAAGUGUGUCAACCUCCCUUUAGACGUCCAGGAGGGAGACUUCCAGACCGAGGUCUAG